Symbiodinium sp. CCMP2592 is the source of this 3945-nucleotide messenger RNA. The record is from the annotation of a GenBank genome assembly. NCBI's taxonomy places the organism in Eukaryota, Dinophyceae, Suessiales, Symbiodiniaceae.
AUGGAAGAAGUGGAACACAUCGCCGAGGUUUCUCAGGCGGAGCGAUAUGUCGCCACACUUUUCUUGCAGUGCCGAGAGAUCGCGAACUUUUUUGAGGCGCCCGAGGCUGACAAAGUGCAGCGCCCCGUGCCGAUACCGCCGCCCACGCCGCCUCCUGUGCAACCGAAGCACAAUGAGGAGGAUGAUGAAUUUUUGGGCGGUGCACCCCGGUCGCACGAGUUGAUGCGGGUAUCAACACGGUGGUGCGGUACGCAGAAGUUAGUGCAAGCUGGCUUUGCGGGCAGUUCCUUCCGAGCGCUCUACAUAAGGCGCUGCAAGCUGGACGCAGCAACAGCAAGCGUAGAGGAGAUUGAGGACAUUGAGGUGCCGUGUCCCAUCAACCAGUUUGCUCUUCUUAUUGAAAUCCGGCUCGAGAAUCAGGAGGUUCUCUCCCACGUCGUGGAGAUGAACGUAGAUACCGAGGAACCUGAAACAUUGAAAGCAGAUCUGGGGCGGGUUGCCAGCCUACUUCCUGUAAGUGAAAACGAAGCUAUGGAGCUGUCACUCUCGGCGACGCUUAUCCGCAAGUCUGACGGCGCUUUCAAGACGGUGGGAAAAGAAUACAUCGACAAUCCUUCGACACUUCUGCAGCACCUUUAUUACCUUGUCGAUCUCUUCGUGUCCUUGACCGACCGGGACGACUCUGUCGCAUCGCUCGACACCCUGCACAUAGAGCUCUUGGACACGAUUAUGCCUUUUCCCAUCAAGAACGUGAUCACGUGCUGGGCAGAACUGGGCAAGAGCAGCAGCGAUCACCCUUUCGACACAGCGACGGUCAGAAUGCUGCUGUGCCUUGUGGCUUUGGGCGGUGCGGCCUGUCAGCAGGACCGCUUGCUGCAAGCACAAGAGCAAGAUGUGCAGAGGUUCAUGCCGUCGGUCUUCCAUGUGGCAAGAACCAUUUCUCUGACACAAGACUUCAAAACGAAGUAUUCGGCCACCCUGCAAGAGCUCUUGGAGUACAUCUGCACCUUGCCACAAAGCCAGUGGUCUUUGUCAGAGACUGAUGCCACCGAAGCUGCUGUAAAGGCGAGCAAGAUGAAGUUUUCCCGGUCCCACAGAAGCUCCCCGGAGUCUCCCCAGAGCUGCCAAUAUGGCUUAAAGGAUCGAAUGUUGGCGCCCUUAUCCCUGGAAGGGCUGAGUGUGAGCGGGGAUUCUGAGUGCGAGCGGAAGUGUGAGCGGGAGUGUGAGAUGGAGUGUGAGUGGGAGUGUGAGAGGCGCUUGGAAGUUUCGAGUUUCGUGGGCGGGUUUUCCAAACAUCCGCUCGGGAUGGCCAUGUGGUUGCUUCGCAGCAUUUCGGGCGAGGAGAGCGGGACAUCGGCCGCCGGGGCGCUUGAGGGCGCCCAGCAUUUCUCACUCAGCGACGAGGUCCAAGAUGACGGCCAGGAGCUUGAGGCGGAGUACGACUUCGAGGCGUUCAACAAGAAGACGCCUGCCGAGGUCUCUGACUCAGCGGUGCAGGAGUCCCGCGAUGCCGUAUCUCAGUCUACAGCGCCCCCUGCUGCGGAAGGGGAGUCUCUCAGGCUGGCGCGAUGCCUCCAGGCCCUGCGGCAGCUCGAGGGAGGGCUCAAAGAAGCAAAUGAAUGUGCAGCUGCUGCAAAAACAGCAGACUUCGCAGACUUCAGCAGGCUUCACCAAGUACUCCAGCAGCAGCACGAACUGGUAACCUGCACCCUUCGGGAGGUCACCCCCGAGGACAGCAAUGAACAACCUUUGGAGAAGCGCAUGGCCCAACUGGAGGCUCUGGCUACCGACUAUCCCGUCCUAGAGGCCAGUUCGGGAACGCGGACCUGGGAGCCCAAAGCAGACGAGGCCAUGUCGACUGUCGCAAUGGCCCGCCAGCUGAGGCCUACGAACUGCGAUUACCAGGGCAAUCAGAGCUUGUGCGAAUCAUCUACCACCAGGCGGGCUGAUCGCUCGCAUGGUAGCGGAGCGGGUGCAUUGAGGCGCCGGUUCCAGAAGAACGAUCCAGGGCAAGUACGAGACUCCACGCUGCGGGGCCGCAUGGAGACGACGAGCAAUCAGACCCGCACCAAAGACGGGGUGCCGAUAUGGUCUGGAGACACAGCCACUUUUGUGGCCUAUGAGGAGCAAUGUCUUCUAUGGGAACAAGGCAUUGCACCUCACAAGCGGGGAACAUGUGCUCCUCGCCUGAUCAGUGAGCUCCAGGGAGCCGCGAGGCGGCUUGUGAUGGGUAAGCCCCCGGAAUGGGUGAGCUAUCCUGGUGGGGUUCGCAAGCUCAUGAACCACUUACGGCAAGCUCUAGGCAAGCCACAGCUGGCAGAGUUGGGGGAGUUUUUGAGCAAGUACUUCAAAGGGACCCGACGCCGGGCCCAGGAGACCAUCAACGAAUAUGUGACCCGGAAGUCAGAAGCAUACAUGAGGGCAUGUCAGGCCUUACAACGGGUCACUCCUACCUCGAAGCCAGCUUCCAGCAAUCAACAGCAGAGCUCCUGGCGACAGCCGUACUGGGAAACCAGUCAAAGUCGCCGGAGCAGUGUGGAUGCCUCAGAGAUGGGUUCUCAGGCCGACCAAGAAGACGAUGAAGCAGAGACCACCGCAGCAUCCACGGGGCGCGCCCGUAACUCGAGCUCUGGUUGGGACAACUGGGGUUCGGACUAUAGCUAUGGCGGAUGGUCCUCAUGGUGGGGAUCUUCUUGGAACUGGGAUAACCAGUACUACGGGAACCAGAGUUGGCCGUCACAGUGGAACCAGCAGGACUGGUACGCAAGGACAGAGGCGGUAGACACCGCCCCGGCAAUCCUACCCGACUUCGUGCAGGGGUGGCUGUUACUUCAGGAUGCGGGCCUAAGUUUGGCAGAGCGCAAUUUGGUGCAGACGGCACUGGCAGGGGAUUUUGCGUUCGACAAAGUGGCCCAGGAACUCCGUAAUCAGCUUCCUGAAACCGAGAUCCGCAAGCAUGAUCAGCACCAUAGGGCCAGCAGCUUCAUUGGAGAGGACAUCUCUGAUGGGGACGAUGGCGCUCUCUCGGACGGAGAUCGGGAUAGCUGGACCGAGGAGGGUCUGGCAGCAUGGGAUGAGGCGGAGAAGGAGGCGCAGACGGCGCUCGUGGCCGCCGCCCAUGCCAAGAGAACCUUGCGAGAAGCGAGGAUGAAGCAGCUCCAAGUCAAGCAGUCGAGAAAGUAUUUCAAGGUACCUUCCUCUGGGGGCAGAGGGAGUACUGGAUAUGUGCCCGACGACAGUCGAAUGACAUGCCUCGCCUGCGGGAAAGUGGGCCAUAGGGCAGCUCACUGCCCCAACCCGCCCAAGCCAGCAGGCACACAGGCAGCAAACAGUGCAGAAGAGGAAGCUCCUUUUGUCUGUUUCAGCACUGCGCCUGAGGAGGAACAUGGAUGCAACUACUAUUCGGACGAGAUCGAACCUCAGGCGGCUUGGUCAGUGGCAACGCCUAUGACCACACAUGACGCGGUGAAGGCCGGCUAUGCAGUGAUAGACGGAGGGGCCACGAAAACACUAGGGAGUGUGACUGCUUUGGAAAACAUCCUCGCGAUCAACCACCGGAAAUGGGGCAAGAACCAGCUGAAGGAGGUGGACAGGGGCAAUCGGCCCCUGUUUGGAUUCGGCAAUUCCACGGAGAAUCGCUGCCUCUCGACCAUCAAGCUGGGAGUUCAGGCUGGGAAUCAUGAAGGUGAGCUGAGCGUGCACGCUCUAGGGCAAGGCACAGGGCCAGUGCUGUUCUCAAUCGACACAUUGCGACGGCUCAAAGCCGUCAUAGAUUUUGACAACGAUUUGGCAGUCUUUAGGGCCCUUGAUGAGAAUCGAAUCCUCAAGCUUGCCCGGUCCCAGACCGGACAUCAGCUCCUGCCUCUGACAGAGAACUGGUGGAGUAGCAGUUUCACAGCCCGGGAGAAAAUUCCAGGCUUAGAUGCGUAUCUGCCCAAGGAGUAG